GCCGGGCGCUGCUGGAAAGUUUUAAAACUCACGGGGAGCUCGGAGGCGCGACGACCGCCGCUUCCCCCUGCCAUUGCCGAGGAAGGGAUCGCGGGAGCGACCUAGGCCGGCGGGGUCCUUCAGCGUCGCGUCGGCUAUCUGCGAUGAUGAACCUGCGCGUCGCCACCGUGGCGCCCGGCGUGCGCGUGCUCGGCGGGGGCGUUGCGCGCGUGCCGCCGCGGCCGCGGGCGCUCCGCGGCAGGAGACGCCUCUCCGUGCGGAUGUCCGUCGCGACCACUGAGGCCGCCACCGCCGUGGGCGCCUACGAGGACCAGGAGCUGGAGGCCAGGAACUCCAAGACGGUGGUGGCGGUCAUCCUCGGCGGCGGCGCCGGGACCAGGCUCUUCCCGCUAACCAAGCGCAGGGCGAAGCCCGCGGUGCCGAUUGGCGGCGCGUACCGGCUGAUCGACGUGCCGAUGAGCAACUGCAUAAACAGCGGGAUCAACAAGGUGUACAUCCUCACGCAGUUCAACUCGACGUCCCUGAACCGCCACCUCUCCAGGGCCUACGAUUUCAGCAAUGGCGUGGCGUUUGGAGACGGUUUCGUCGAGGUUCUAGCAGCAACACAGAGGCCUGGAACGGAGGGAAAGAGGUGGUUCCAGGGUACAGCCGAUGCAGUUCGGCAGUUCGACUGGCUUUUUGAUGAUGCCAGAGCUAAAGACAUUGAAGAUGUCUUGAUUCUUUCUGGUGAUCACCUCUACCGUAUGGAUUACAUGGACUUUGUUCAGAGUCAUCGGCAAAGAGGUGCAGGCAUCAGCAUCUGUUGUUUGCCAAUUGAUGACAGCCGGGCAUCUGAUUUUGGUCUAAUGAAGAUAGAUGACACCGGAAGAGUAAUUUCAUUCAGCGAGAAGCCAAAAGGAGAUGAUUUAAAGGCAAUGCAAGUUGACACCACAGUGCUAGGCUUAUCAAAGGAGGAAGCAGAACAGAAACCCUACAUAGCGUCAAUGGGGGUUUAUAUUUUUAAGAAAGACAUACUCCUAAACCUUUUAAGAUGGCGUUUUCCCACUGCGAAUGAUUUUGGUUCUGAAAUAAUUCCUGCUUCAGCAAAAGAAAUCAAUGUAAAGGCAUAUCUUUUCAAUGAUUACUGGGAAGAUAUUGGAACUAUUAAGUCCUUCUUUGAAGCAAACCUUGCCCUUGCUGAGCAGCCUCCAAGGUUCAGCUUCUAUGAUGCUGACAAACCAAUGUACACAUCACGGAGAAACCUACCACCGUCUUUGGUCAACAAUAGUAAGAUCACUGAUUCAAUCAUUUCCCACGGAUGUUUCUUGGAUAAUUGCAGGAUAGAACACAGUGUGGUUGGAGUACGUUCUCGGAUAGGCUCCAAUGUGCACCUCAAGGAUACAGUAAUGCUCGGAGCUGAUUACUACGAAACUGAUGCGGAAAGAGGAGAGCUGCUUACUGAAGGAAAAGUUCCCAUUGGGAUUGGGGAGAAUACGACGAUUCAAAAGUGUAUCAUAGAUAAGAAUGCGAGGAUAGGGAAGAACGUGACGAUCUCCAACGCUGAGGGCGUAGAGGAAGCUGAUAGAACAUCCGAAGGCUUCUACAUCCGAUCCGGCAUCACUAUCGUACUGAAGAACUCAAUAAUCGCCGACGGAUUGGUCAUAUGAGCUGAAAAAGCUCACAAGACAGGCAUUUGCAGCAUAAAUAAUCAUAGGAGUUCUUUGUAGUUUUACAAUAAGCUGUGACGUGCAGCAUUCAAGAGCUUUUGCUUGUCUAUACAAGAUCAUUUUUGUUUGCAAGCCUGUCGUGUCUCACCAUGUUGUAUUUGACUAAAAGGACACUGUUAGACCAUGAACAUUUUCUGUGGUUCAGCACUUCAGUUUUACUGGUUCUUGGACAAUGUACACAAAAAGCUUUUACCACCUUUCAGUUGGAUAGUUGGUACAUGUGUGUUGCA
Molecule: messenger RNA, 1936 nt
Organism: Panicum hallii
Lineage: Eukaryota; Viridiplantae; Streptophyta; Magnoliopsida; Poales; Poaceae
Product: glucose-1-phosphate adenylyltransferase large subunit 1, chloroplastic/amyloplastic
Exons: 15
Coding region: 144-1646 (500 amino acids)
Biological process (GO): glycogen biosynthetic process
Molecular function (GO): glucose-1-phosphate adenylyltransferase activity
Source: RefSeq, a predicted model, not a curated record